Messenger RNA from Danio rerio (zebrafish), 2578 nucleotides. NCBI's taxonomy places the organism in Eukaryota, Metazoa, Chordata, Actinopteri, Cypriniformes, Danionidae. The record is from RefSeq and is a predicted model, not a curated record.
GGAGAAACUAGUAAAGCGAGAGUAAACAGUGAGGUAUAUUUUUAUUUUUGAGUGGGAUGUCCCUUUAAAAGUUAUGGCUAAGCUAGUACACUCCAAAACACACACUGUAACAAAUUGCUGUAGUUUUUACAGCAAAAUUAUACAGGAAUUUAUUGUUUUAACAUUUCACAAGUUAUUAUUGUAAUUCGCAAUGCAUUAUGGGUUAAACCAAGAGUUACAGUUGUUAACUGCGAAUUUCUACGGGGACUGUAAAUUAAUAUACAGGUAGGAGGUGUGUCAAUGUAGAUUCUGCGUUUUUACAACAACAUGUUGUAGUGUGGAAUUAUGGGAUUUCGCGGGCUGAUUCAGAUUUGAAAUAUGGUGAACUGGACAAGCGGGAGAAAACAGAAGGCAUUAUUCGUUAAUUUCAAGGAACUUUGGUGAAAAAAUCAAGACGUGGUGAAUUAGGUUGUUGGAGGUGACUCGAAUCUGAUCGAUAAAGAUUUAUAAAGGCAUGUCCACGUUGGAUGAGGACGUACGAGAUGCUGUAUUGGCAGUCCUACCUGGGCUAUCAGAGGAGAAACUAGUGUCUCUUUUGAACAAAUUGGCAAGCAUAGGAGUUGAAUCCAAAUCUGACUUGCAGUUUGUUAAAGAGGACGAUCUUCCUGAUCACAUCACACCAAUACAGUGUCGUCGGCUCCUCAAUGCAUGGAAUAUAGAAGACAAAACAGUUUGUGCCAAAGUAUCACCUUUAGAAUCCACAAACAUAGUCUUUGAUGUAUCACCAGUAAACUCACCAUCUUCAAAUUUCAGUUCCUCGUGUACACCAAGUGUCUCUAGCACAAACAGCUCCAGUUCAACUGUCGAUUUAACUGUAUGGCCUGAAAACUUUGAAGUUCCAUGGAAUCGGAUGUCUUCUGGUAUUAAAACUGCCACUGCACUGGGUAGACGCCCCACAGCUAAAGAACGCAGAGAAAUGGUGAGAAUCAUUGUUGAUGAGAUGAGACAGACAGAGUUAAAUCCAUCAAAAUCACAAUGUCUGAUUGUUGCAAAGAAGAUUGUUAAACAGUACCCACAAAGCUUUGCUGAUGUUUUGAAAGAUGGCACAAGAAUUGGGACUGGCUAUGGAUCCCUUUUGAUACAGCUAAAAACAAGAGUGGAGCAUGUUAAUCGUGGCUGCUCAUUUUCGAGACGCAGGAAACAAAAAAAGACCUCAAAUUCACCACCCGAGGACACUGGACCAGGGCCUACUGACCAGUAUGGAUGUGUAAGGUGGCAGCCUGAGUGUCCUGUUGAUGAUACUGAAGAAAGUCUCCAAGAAAAGCAGGAAGAAAUGAAGGACCUCUAUAGUUGUGAGGGGCCAGCUGGAGCUCAAAAAGGACAUCUAAGUCAAUUAAUGAAAGCUACAUACUACCUCCAACGUAAAUCGAUUAAUGCCUGUCCACCACCAUCCAUUGCUGAGUUGAAAAAUGAGUGGCCAUAUCUUUUUACACCCAAAGAACUGUAUAGCCACUUUAAGUCACUUACCAACAUCAGCAUUUUGGAAAGACUUGAGAAGUCCAUGGAAGAAAAAGGAAAGAUGAUUCUUCAGUUUUUCCGUCAAAAGCCAGCAGGGACCAAAACAGAUGAGAUUCAGCGAAUACUUCUGAAGUUUGAUGAUAGUGGAGCUUCAAGUUUCAUUCCAUGUGUGGUCCUUGUGCUUCUGUCACACUUUAAAGAAAAAAACGAUGCACUGAUUCUUCAGACGGAUGUGUCAGCAACAGCAGGUGAUGUGGAGAAAAGCUUGGUGCUUCCAGACUCUCCAAGACUAAUUGUCUUAGGGGACAUUCUCACUGCAACUCAGUGGAUGCUGAGCAUCGAGGGACAAGUAGUUGUUGGUCCACACCCCAAUUUCAUAGCUGGAUUUGCAGCUUUGUUUUCAAGCUACUACAACUUCAAUCUGGUGUACCAGGAGCAGGCGUCUUGCACACUCGAAUUUGUUCAAAGAUGCUUUGUUGGAAUCAAUCCACCCACUGGGACCAAGGCAGCCACAGCAAAGAUUGGAGGAAAAAAAGGUGGAAAGGUGUCAGAGAAGAGGAACCACACAGUCAAUCCUCAUGUUUGUACUCUUCUCAGAAAGCUAAUGGACUUUGAAUGGUUAAGCAUGUAAGUGAGUUCAAAGUUCAAAUACAGGACUUCUGCAAAAUGAACAAACUUGUUAUAGACACACAUUUAUAAUAUUUUGAUUGUUCAAGAACAUCUUAAAGCUAUUUGUACUUUAUUUUUUGAAAUUUUGAGAAUGUUUUUCAGCAAUGUUCAGCAACAGAAAUGUUAAUUUACAAGUUGAACUCUUAGAGUGCUCUGCUGUCAGUUUUAAAAAAAUAGUUUAUUACAAUUGUUUGUAUAGACACGUGAUGUUGUAACAUUUGGGAUAUCUUUGGGAUAUCAAAAUAUCUUAUUUACUGCCACUUUUGACACUUUGUGAAUAUAGAUAAUUUUGUUAAAAGAAAUUGUUUAAAUGUGGUAAAGUGUUUUGGCAUAGCUGAUUCACUUUAUUGAGUUUUAAUCAACCCAGAAUAUUGCUUCAAAUUUAAAGUCUUUAAUAAAAAAUAAAUACUGU